Plasmodium knowlesi strain H is the source of this 3492-nucleotide messenger RNA. Its product is annotated as zinc finger protein, putative. Lineage: Eukaryota; Apicomplexa; Aconoidasida; Haemosporida; Plasmodiidae. The transcript is spliced from 2 exons. Gene Ontology annotation, molecular function: zinc ion binding. The coding region runs from base 1 to 3492 and encodes 1163 amino acids. The record is from RefSeq and is a predicted model, not a curated record.
AUGGAGGGCAUGAAACAAGAAAGGGGACAACUGGGGGGGAAUCAGGAAGAGGAAGAAAGGGAUGACUUCCACAGUGUAUACAAACGAGUGGUAGUAAAAAAUAAAAAUCUAAAUGGAGAGACAACCCUUAACAAGAAUUUUGCAGACAUGUUGGAAAUAAGCAGGAUUAGUGAUUACAACGUCGUGAUGAAAUAUGAGUACCUCCUUAAGUUAUGUUUUUUCAGUAGCAACGUGAACGUAUUGAAUGUAUAUCGACUAGUGAAAGCAGAAAGUGAGAAACGAUUUGAUGAAGUCGCAGCCCGUUUGAGGAGUAACAUCCUUCUUAGUAUAAUGGACACGAACAAAAUAAACGAUAAAUGUGAGCAUGUUGGUGAAUACUUUACAAAAAAUUAUGAAGAACUAAAAGAACUGGAAUACGUUAUUGGGAACACAGAUUAUCCACUAGGAUUUGAAAAAAACACCAAUGGAGGUUUUCGCGUUUACCUAUUUAAGAUAAUACCAAACAAAACACUCUUAUUAAAUAAAAAUAAUAUUAGUUACAUGAGAAAGGGAGAAAUGCCAAGUAAUUACGACUCAGUUGCGGUGGAUAGAGAUUUGUUCUAUGAGGAAUUGGGUUCAUCGGUGCAGAAGCAAGGGGGGGAAGUAGGGAAUGAAUUGCAGGGAGGAGGAAAAAUGACAGGCACAUCAACAAGCAUAAGAAGGGGAGGAACUAACUAUAGCUACAUAUAUAAAGUAAAAUAUGCCGAACAGGUACUUCCUCUAUUUCUAAUCGAGUUUGAAUUCAAAUGCCUCCGGGUAGAUAUCAGCGUGCCAAUAUGUGAAUACUGCUACACGGCUAAUGCCAUUUAUUACUGUCAUAACGAUAAGGUGCAUUUAUGCAACAUAUGUGAUAUAAAGCAUCAUGAGAAGAAUAAAAUUUUGAAGAACCAUAGGAGGAUGCCAAUAUCAGAGUCUCCAUACCAAUUUGGGAAAUGUGCAUACCAUCCGAAUGAGGUGGUGGAAAGUGUUUGCAUGAAAUGUUAUUGUAGUUUAUGUGCGAAUUGUCUUCUGAUAGGUAGUCACUCCAAGGGAAAUUAUCGUAAUCACCCUAUUGUGAAUAUAAAAGAUGCCUUCAUUUUGUCCAAUCAGAAAAAAUCACUGAGUGAUAUAAAUUUGGAAAAUAGGAAAAUGAGGAUACUCCAUUUGUUGAAAAAAAAACACAAACGUCUGGCAGAGAUAUAUUCCAACUAUACUUCUUUGCAAAAGCGAAUCGAUACGUUGUAUAAGUAUAUCAUUGAUGAGUUAAAAAUUUUAAAAAAAAAAAAAAUGCAAUACAUUAUGGCCUUAAAAAGGGCUCUUCUAUGUCAACUACUGACCAUCGAAUGGACAGAAGCCUUUUUUUAUCAUACAAAAUUGUCAUUAAAUUUAUCAAAUUUUAUUUUAUACCAGAAAAAGCAUGAAUUGGCUGUGCAAUUUUUAAUAGCCAAAAAGGGAAAGGAUUCAGAUUUCAUGAAAAAUGCACCACAUUGGCUUUUCCAGAAAAUUUACGUGCAGUCAAAUUUGUGCAUUUAUGAAGAUAGCUUUUUUAAACUUAACUUUGUUAGUCCUAAGGAUAUCGACGAAGGGAUGACCAAUGGUGAGCUAAACAGGAAGCGUUGCGUUUUGAAGGGAAGUCGUAACAAAUUGGAGGAAAUGUACAAUUUUAACGAGGCCUUUAAUGACAAGAAGGGAUACUUGGGGUUGUAUGACGAGACAGCCUUCGAUGGGGGGGCCAAUGGGGAUGGUAACGCUCAUCAGCCGAGCGUUAAGUACUCCUCUGCGCAGGGUGCAGAAGUCGAACAGUCACCUCAGGAAGAGGCGAAUGUUGAUUUCUCCGACAUAAUGGAACCGAUAAGAACAACCAAAUUGAGCUACAAGGAUAUUCAGAGCGUUGUCACGUUAAGGAAGGAGUAUGACCAUUCCAUGUACCAUGUGUCUGAAGAGAAACCAACCAACUGCAAUUUGUUAGUGGAAAUUUUUAGAGACACAAGGGAGGUGAAUAUACACAGACAAGGAAGGAUCCCCUUGAAGCAGUCGCACAUUUGCAGAGAGCUGUGGAGGCAUCUCGUUAAUUAUAAAUAUAUAAAUGUGAUUCAUAUACUGAAAGCGAGGUGUAGCUUAAACACACUCCUUCUGACACACUCCUUUUUCAACGUGGCGUCGUAUUAUGACAGUUUGGAAGAUCUAGUGAAGCACAUAAUAAAGCACGAAAUUUAUACACUCUUCAACAAAAAUAUCGACUACCAUACGAAGAUGAAGGUCACCCAUGUUUUGGAUAGCGUUGCGACUUUGUUAUGUCUUCGAAGGUUUGUGCUCGCACCUUGGGUUGAUAAAUAUAUCGAGCUGUGCUGUGCACAUAUUGAAAAUGAAGAAAAGGGGGUAUCUUCCACAAAGGGAAAUAUUAGAGAUGAGAAAAAUACUGAAGUGAGAGAUGAACAUACCACAUCGGUUCAUUCACCAAAUGAGCAGGUAAAGGGUACCAAUCUGAUUAGUAAAAGUGAUCUUGAUGAUGUAGUAAAAGGGGAUAAGCAUGGCUACGAUCAAUUUAGUACAGGAAUGGAAAAGGAGGAGUUACCAACAAACAAGGGAAAUAACACCGCGGUAGGUGACGAAACCUUGUUGGAAGAGGAUAAUACGAUUAUGGAGGAUAUGAACACAAAGAAGGAUGAACACCACAUGAUGGGCACACGCGGAUAUGAUGACAUGGCAGAUGUGUGUUUAACUGAAGAUGAGAAGGAAGAACUAUCCACCCUGAAAAAAAUAAAAGAACACAUAUAUGUAUAUUUAGAAAUGCUGAUCAACGAUUUGGUGAAAAUCCCCCACAAGGAUCUAAACGAUGGUGUGCGAUUUAUGUUUUAUCAUAUCCAUGACGAAAUAGACGGCAAAAAUAAAAAUUUAGCAAUGAAUGAAAAGAAGUUCAGUAUACACACCUUGUGUUUAUGUUUGGAUAUAUUUUUGAACUCGGUCUUGUAUCCUUAUAUUUUUUAUGUCCAUGAGGAGAACUUUAAUAAUCAAGGGAAGUGUACCAUGCGGAAGGACUCUGCUCUUCACCAAAAAGUGGCAGUUAUAUUUGGCCAAACGCUCAGAGAAAUUUCGAUAUAUGUUUUCCAGAUUUACAAUUUAGGGAUGUAUGACAGGAAUUUGAAAACCUUCAUAAAUAACAUAAAGGAUAAUAAGAUGCUUCGGGGCAGAGCCACGAACGAGAAGAUGUUCUUCCUUGACGUGUCGCAGAAGCUCUUCCAAUGGAUAAUAAAGAAUUUGGAGUCUCCCAGGUACUACGCCCCCGUGAGGUGGAACUCCCGUGAAGAGGUGGAAAAAAGCUACCAGCGGAUCGUCCAGGAAAUAGUUCACAUAGACCAGUCGUCGACGAAAAAUUGUGUAAACGAGAAUGUUGAUUAUAAUACCUUAUUCAGCACUGCGAAUUUUAAGGAGAUUCUGUCUCUCUGCUACUCCAUGCACGAUGUCGGCACGUGA